This is a messenger RNA of Penicillium oxalicum, 639 nucleotides long. RefSeq lists its product as uncharacterized. Bases 1 to 639 code for a protein of 212 amino acids. The transcript has a single exon. The record is from RefSeq and is a predicted model, not a curated record. Lineage: Eukaryota; Fungi; Ascomycota; Eurotiomycetes; Eurotiales; Aspergillaceae.
AUGUAUCAACGUUGCCAGCCCUGCAGUCAACGAAUGUUCGAGACUGGUGUCCAGUAUAGAUUACAGACUUACUGGAACUACACGUCACUGGAAGCCUGCAGUCUAUGGCAGUCGAUCGCAGCUGUGGCCACGCAAAGCACGGAAAUGCAAAAUGCAGAGCGCAAAGCGGGCGUCCGAGUGGUUGACCAAGGACACCACCCAUCGUCGUGUGCGCGGAGAAAAACCGACCAGGAUCUCCUCCGAUGGCCGUUACGGCGAUGCAAGUGGCGUGGUGGUCCUCGUGGUCAGCGGCAGCCAGUCACGCUGGAUCCACCUCAACCUCCGUGUGUGACAGAUGCAGCCUGUCGGAUCCUUGAUGACACUCUGCCGUGCUCUCUUGUCGUCACCAGGAUACUUGACCGGUCCGAGCUUGUGGUGUUUCGCUGCACUGCCGUUGCGACUAAGGAGCGGCUGGCGCUGGCUAUUAGGGAGUUACCAUUGGAUCCCGUUCCCAUGAUCGGGAUGCCUCGUAAAGUUAAAGAGUUCACAUCGUGUAGGCUCGGGUUGACUCCAACCUUGGGAGACCAUCAACUCUCUUUGUUUCACCUUUUGGAGAAUGUGACACGUGUGCUACCUUUUCUUGUCCUCUCCCCCGGUUGA